Hordeum vulgare subsp. vulgare (domesticated barley) is the source of this 1505-nucleotide messenger RNA. RefSeq names its product serine protease HTRA2, mitochondrial-like. Bases 26 to 1198 code for a protein of 390 amino acids. Gene Ontology annotation, biological process: proteolysis. The transcript is spliced from 10 exons. NCBI's taxonomy places the organism in Eukaryota, Viridiplantae, Streptophyta, Magnoliopsida, Poales, Poaceae. The record is from RefSeq and is a predicted model, not a curated record. Gene Ontology annotation, molecular function: protein binding; serine-type endopeptidase activity.
CGUAGGACGUAACUAUGAUCCUGCGAUGGAGCCUGUCUACGAAGCCUAUAUGGACUUGAGUUCCAAGUACCAUGCGAAAAUAAAGCGCCAACUUCAACUUGUAACACUUGAUCGCUCCAUGGCUUCUUCAUGUAUGGUAAAUGAGAAAUUGCAGAGUGUUCGUGAGUCUGCAACAAAAACAAUUCUUCAAGUAGCUAAAGUUGUUCUUGGCUUUUCGUCCUAUGUCGAUGGUAAACUCAUGGCACGAUCAUCGGGCUUUCUAAUUGAUUGGGAUGAGAGGAGUAAAGCAGGCACAGUUUUGACAUCUGCACGCAUAAUCUGUUCAAAGCAUUCAGCCCUAAGCCAGUGGUCAGGCACAGAUGAGUAUGCACCUAAUGCUGAGAUUGUUGCUCAUUUAUUGGAUGAAGAUGAUGCUACUGUACCUGCACUAUUGCUUCAUUAUGACAAGCACAUCAAUAUUGCUUUGAUUAAGGUUGAGAUAGACUUAUGUGCUAAGAUUCCUAGCUUCAGUGGUGACGUGAUCUAUGGUCAAGAGAUAUUUGUGCUCGGUAGAGAUGAACGUCUAAAUCUGACUAUUCAUCGUGGACGUGUUCAAUUUAUGGGCCCAAAUAAAUUUCAACGCCAUCACUAUCUGUUCUCUGGUUGUGUGAUUAAGCAGCCUAGCAUUGGAGGACCUGUUAUUGACUUGAAUGGUCAAGUUUGGGGGAUGGCUAAUUUUCCAGGAACGGCAUUUAUUCCUUCCUCCAUUAUAUUGAAGUGCUUGGAUAUGUGGAAGAAAUUUCAGUGCAUCCCUCGGCUGCAUAUUGGGAUGAAGCUUUCACCCAUUAAAUUUCUUGAUCCAAUUCAUUUGGAGAGGAUCUUUCGUAGGUGUAAUGUCGAUUCGGGUCUAAUAGUUCAUGAGGUGUCUCAUGGAUCAGUUGCUGGCGAACUAGGAGUUAGACCUGGUGAUAUCAUUUACUCAGUGAAAGGGGAGCACAUUGCUACCACAAUUGAGUUGGAGAACUUACUUAUGAGAAUGUGUGAGAAUCAUCUUGACAAAGGAGGAGCCAUCGGUUCCUGCAUGGACAUACCAGUUGGUAUAUUGCACGUGCGGAAAGGGCGCAAAGAUCCGAGGCGCAGGCGCACUUUAAGUUUGAGACUAAAUGUAGCAGAAGGCGUAGAGGUGUUCACAAGUGGUAUUUUAUCUGUCGAAGUAUGAGAUACUUGUCAGUUGUCACUGCAAAGAGAGUGCCUAUUUGAUUGAUGAAUAUGGUGGGAUAGGCAUUUUAUCCCCUCCCCCCUGGAUGCUAAAUACAUUACAUUUUAAAUAAAAAUUGAUCAUAUAUCUGUUUAUUUUAUUGGAGUCGGUGUCUUGCCUAGAGUGCAACUGUCGGGAUGAAGGUUGUAAGUAGUUUAUGCAUGCAUGGAGUAGCAAGGAGACCAGGGUGCUCUGCUCUGCUGUGACACUGGUUGUGGCCUAAAUAAUCGGUUUCGGGGCUGUUGGUUAAAGUUAAAAUUUACGACAA